Molecule: messenger RNA, 2154 nt
Organism: Lodderomyces beijingensis
Lineage: Eukaryota; Fungi; Ascomycota; Pichiomycetes; Serinales; Debaryomycetaceae
Source: the annotation of a GenBank genome assembly
AUGUCUGACCCAAAGAGCGAAACCCAUGAGUUCACGGCUGAGAUUUCUCAGUUGAUGUCGUUGAUCAUCAACACGGUUUACUCCAACAAGGAAAUUUUCUUGAGAGAGUUGAUCUCCAAUGCCUCAGAUGCCUUGGACAAGAUCAGGUACCAGGCCUUGAGCGAUCCCUCGCAGUUGGAGACGGAGCCAAAGUUGUUCAUUAGAAUCAUCCCCCAGAAGGAGCAAAAAGUGUUGGAAAUUAGGGAUUCUGGUAUCGGUAUGACCAAGGCUGACUUGGUCAACAACUUGGGUACUAUUGCCAAGUCCGGCACCAAGUCCUUUAUGGAGGCGUUGAGUGCAGGUGCUGAUGUUUCCAUGAUUGGUCAGUUUGGUGUUGGUUUCUACUCGCUUUUCUUGGUUGCUGACCACGUGCAAGUGAUUUCUAAACACAAUGAUGACGAGCAGUAUAUUUGGGAGUCCAAUGCUGGCGGUAAGUUCACGGUUACCUUGGAUGAAACCAACGAAAGAUUGGGACGCGGUACCAUGUUGCGUUUGUUUUUGAAAGAAGACCAGUUGGAAUACUUGGAAGAAAAGAGAAUCAAGGAAGUUGUCAAGAAGCACUCGGAGUUUGUUGCUUACCCAAUCGAAUUGGUUGUCACCAAGGAAGUUGAAAAGGAAAUCCCAGAUGACGAAACCUUGACCAAGGAUGAAGAUGAGCAAGUUGACGAUGAUAAAAAGCCAAAGUUGGAAGAAGUUGAAGAUGAAGACGGAAACAAGGAGAAGGAGAAGAAGACUAAAAAGGUCAAGGAGGAAGUUAAAGAAACCGAGGAGUUGAACAAGGUUAAGCCAUUGUGGACGAGAAACCCACAAGAUAUUACUCAAGAAGAAUAUAAUGCUUUCUACAAGUCAAUCUCCAACGACUGGGAAGACCCAUUAGCUGUCAAGCACUUUUCAGUUGAAGGUCAAUUGGAAUUUAGAGCCAUUUUGUUUGUUCCAAAGAGAGCUCCAUUUGAUGCUUUUGAAUCCAAGAAGAAGAAGAACAAUAUCAAAUUGUACGUUCGUCGUGUUUUCAUCACCGAUGACGCUGAAGAGUUGAUUCCAGAAUGGUUGAGCUUUAUCAGAGGUGUCGUUGACUCUGAAGACUUGCCAUUGAACUUGUCAAGAGAAAUGUUGCAACAAAACAAGAUAUUGAAAGUUAUCAGAAAGAACAUUGUCAAGAAGAUGAUUGAAACUUUCCAGGAAAUCUCUGAAGAUCAAGAACAAUUUGACAAGUUUUACAGUGCAUUCUCCAAGAACAUCAAGUUGGGUAUCCACGAAGACACUCAAAACAGACAAGCCUUGGCUAAAUUGUUGAGAUACUACUCGACCAAGUCGACUGAAGAAAUGACUUCCUUGACCGACUAUGUUACCAGAAUGCAACCACACCAAAAGAACAUCUACUACAUCACUGGUGAAUCAUUGAAGGCUGUUGAAAAAUCGCCAUUCUUGGAUGCCUUGAAAGCCAAGAACUUUGAAGUUUUGUUCAUGACUGACCCAAUUGACGAAUACGCCAUGACUCAAUUGAAGGAGUUUGACGACAAGAAGUUGGUUGAUAUCACCAAGGAUUUUGACUUGGAAGAAACCGAAGAGGAAAAAGCCAAGAGAGAGCAAGAAACCAAGGAUUUCGAACCAUUGACUAAAGCAGUGAAGGAAAUCUUGGGUGACCAAGUUGAAAAAGUUGUCAUUUCCGACAAGUUGGUUGACGCACCAGCCGCCAUUAGAACUGGUCAAUUUGGUUGGUCCGCCAAUAUGGAAAGAAUCAUGAAGGCGCAAGCUUUGAGAGACACCACCAUGUCAUCGUACAUGUCCUCGAAGAAGACUUUUGAGCUUUCGCCAAAAUCACCAAUCAUCAAGAACUUGGCCAAGAAGGUGGAAGAGGAUGGACCAGAGGACAAGACCGUUAAGGACUUGACCACUUUGUUGUUUGACACUGCCUUGUUGACCUCGGGUUUCACUUUAGAAGAGCCAUCCAACUUUGCUCACAGAAUCAACAGAUUAAUUGCAUUGGGUUUGAACAUUGAAGAUGACGAGCCAGAAACUGAAAUUCCAGCAACUGAAGCUGCUGCUUCCGCUACUACCGACGAUGCUGCCACGGAAGAGCCAGCUGGUGAAUCAGCCAUGGAAGAGGUUGAUUAA